GACAACAGAACACAGAAAAAGUGAAAGAGUGUGUCGGUGAGAUAUCGUGGUGGAAGUCCGAGGCGUUAGAGCUCGCACUUGCAGACGGAGAAUCAGAAGAACCAUGCAGCGUCUCUUUGCUCGAACAGUCCCCGGACUGAGUCGCUUGUCGUCACGUCCCUUCUCCGCCGCCGCCAUCCCAGCACCGAGUGGCAAACCGGAGGUCCAUUACAACAAGCUGUUUAUUAACAAUGAGUGGCACGAUGCAGCGAGUGGGAAGAUGUUCCCCACCAUCAACCCAGCUACAGGUGAAGUCAUCUGUCAAGUGGCAGAGGCUGAUGAGGCAGACGUAAACAAGGCAGUGAAGGCAGCACAAAAUGCCUUCAAGUUGGGGUCACCGUGGCGACGGAUGGACGCUUCUCAUCGUGGCCUUCUGCUCAACCGACUGGCCGACGCCAUCGAGAGGGACUCUGCAUAUCUUGCCGAGCUGGAGACACUUGAUAACGGGAAGCCUUACUCUGUUGCCUACAACGUGGAUGUGCCCACUGUUGUCAAAUGUCUCAGGUACUAUGCAGGCUGGGCUGACAAAUGGGAGGGAAAGACCAUUCCCAUUGACGGAGAUUAUUUCUGCUACACCAGACAUGAACCCAUCGGAGUCUGUGGACAGAUCAUUCCGUGGAACUUCCCUCUUCUGAUGCAGGCCUGGAAACUUGGCCCUGCACUUGCAACUGGUAACACUGUGGUGAUGAAGGUUGCAGAGCAGACACCACUCACAGCGCUCUAUGUGGCCAGCUUGAUUAAAGAGGUGGGUUUCCCUGAAGGUGUUGUGAAUAUCCUGUCUGGCAUGGGACCUUCAGCAGGUGCUGCUAUUGCGAGACACAUGGACAUUGACAAAGUGGCUUUCACUGGAUCCACAGAGGUGGGUCAUCUCAUCCAGCAGGCGUCAGGCAGCACGAACCUGAAGAAAGUCACUCUGGAACUGGGAGGAAAAAGCCCCAAUAUCAUCUUGUCUGACGCCAACAUGGAAGACGCAGUGGAGCAGUCGCACAAUGCUCUGUUUUUCAACCAAGGCCAGUGUUGCUGUGCCGGCUCUCGCACCUAUGUCCAGGCAGACAUCUACAAUGAGUUUGUGGAGCGCAGCGUUGAGCGUGCAAAGAGACGAGUGGUGGGAAAUCCCUUUGACUUAAAUACCGAGCAGGGACCCCAGGUAGAUCAGGAGCAAUUCAACAAGAUUCUGGGCUACAUCAGCAGCGGGAAGAGAGAGGGAGCCAAGCUCAUGUGUGGAGGUGGAGUGGCUGCCGACAGAGGCUACUUCAUCCAGCCUACUGUGUUUGGAGAUGUCCAGGACAACAUGACCAUUGCCAGAGAGGAGAUCUUUGGUCCAGUGAUGCAGAUCCUCAAGUUUAAAACAAUGGAGGAGGUGUUGACAAGAGCCAACGACUCUAAAUAUGGUCUGGCAGCCGGUGUGUUUACUAAGGACAUUGAUAAGGCCAACUACAUCUCCAGUGGUCUCCGUGCCGGCACAGUCUGGAUUAACUGUUAUGACGUGUUUGGGGCUCAGGCUCCAUUCGGAGGCUACAAGGCCUCAGGCAACGGCAGAGAGCUCGGAGAGUACGGCCUGGACAACUAUACAGAAGUCAAAACGGUGACCAUAAAGGUUCCACAGAAGAACUCUUAGACAUCUAUAGUGAGUCCACAGCUGAUGACCGUCACCAGGAGGCUGCCUUGGAAUUCGUUCUCAGUUGUGGUUGUUUUUUACUGCUGUGUCACACAUCCACAGUACAGUCAUCAUCAUCAUCUACCGCUUUAUCCUCCACCAGAUGGUCGCAGGGAGUGCUGUGCCAAGCUACAUCCACAGUACAUUCCAGUUAAAACAUGAACAUAUAGAAUUUGUUUGAGUACUCUUCAGUGCUCACUUCAAGUCAUGAUAUAAUAAUUAAAUCCAGUUGUCAAACCAAGAAUUUUUGAAUCUGAGAAUAUAUAUAUAUAUAUAUAUAAAUAAAAAUUGUUAAUACGUAUACAUAUACAUUAUGCAUAAUUAUUCUCACCAGCUUUUCUUCCUGAUCUGAUGCAAUAACAAUAGUGUCAGCAUUCACUUUGUAUUUGUAAUCUGCAGACUCUGAGAUUUUUCAGAAUAAAUACAUUUGAGGUACUCGUUUUUGUGUUUAUAUGUAUAUAAAAUCUUGAAUUAGUCCCAUAAUAAAAAAUUACCAUCA
Messenger RNA from Solea solea (common sole), 2195 nucleotides. Its product is annotated as aldehyde dehydrogenase, mitochondrial-like. The record is from RefSeq and is a predicted model, not a curated record. The coding region runs from base 104 to 1657 and encodes 517 amino acids. Gene Ontology annotation, molecular function: aldehyde dehydrogenase (NAD+) activity. The transcript has 13 exons. Lineage: Eukaryota; Metazoa; Chordata; Actinopteri; Pleuronectiformes; Soleidae.